AUGUCUGGUUUACGUUCGCUCUCUUCUCUUGUACUUGCGCUGGCGACCUGCGCGCCAGGCGCCCUAGCCGAUUUCUUUGGCCCUAACUGGUUCCAGCAGGAAGGCGUCCAUGUUCAGCGCCUCGUCGUGACCAUGAAGGUGCCGGCUAUCCCGGAGAAGCUCUCCGGCGAGACCCUCUUCAUUUGGCCUGGCAUCCAGCCCGGUAAUGCCCUCCAGGAGGCUAACGGGGAUCCCGCUGGCGUGGACAAUGGGGUGCUGCAGCCGGUUCUUACUUGGGGCCCAUCCUGCGCUCCCGGUACCCAGCCAUCUGACCAGUGGUGGAUUAGCGGGCAAUACGUCAACACCAAUACCCAGAACUCCAAGUUCGCGGGGUGCUUCGGUGGGGACAUCAUGGCGCUGCAACCCGACGACCUCGUUGAGUGCACCAUGGAGCUCACGAACGGUUCCACAAGCACCUGGGACCAGACAUGCGUCAACCAGUCCAAUGGCGAGAGCGUUUCUUUCCAAUUCGACCUCGCCGGUCAGCUUCAGGGCUGGACUGAGCUCAUCGUCGAGACUACCACCGCAAGCUCGCAGCAGAAGUGGGACUUCCCCGCCUACUUCUACAACAUGGAGUUCACCACCGACGCGCCCAUGUCGCAGGACAUCUGCGUCCUGCCAGAGUCUGGCGAGAACUACGUGUCCCAAGGCGGCGCGCUCAGCUCGGAUGGCCUCACCUGCACACUCGCCAGCGCUGCCAUCUUCAACCCAGCAUUCGUGCUCGCGACCACAUGGACCGGCCCGGGCUUCUUCCUGCCUGAGGGCACGCACAUCAAGAAGCUCACGACCACCAUGAAGGUCCCGGCUAUUCCGGCGAACGACCUCGAUGGACAGACGCUCUUCAUCUGGCCUGGUAUCCAGCCCGGCAAUGCGCUCAACGAGGCCAACGGCGACCCAGCUGGUGUUGGCAACGGCGUCCUGCAACCCGUCUUGACCUACGGCCCUUCCUGCGUCCCCGGUGACCAUCCCGAGGACCAGUGGUACAUCAGCGGUGUCUACGUCGGUGGUGGCGCCAACCCCGACUACGAUGGUUGCUUCGGCGGCGACGUUAUGGAAGUCGACCCAGAGGACCUCGUCACCUGCAUAAUGGAACUCAAGGACGGGACGGUGUCUACCUGGGAUCAGACCUGCAUCAACUUGUCCAACAACAACCAGACCCGUUCGAGAAGGACCUCGGCGGCCAAUUGCAAAGCUGGGGCGAGCUGA
This is a messenger RNA of Schizophyllum commune H4-8, 1245 nucleotides long. RefSeq lists its product as uncharacterized. The transcript has 15 exons. The record is from RefSeq and is a predicted model, not a curated record. Bases 1 to 1245 code for a protein of 414 amino acids. NCBI's taxonomy places the organism in Eukaryota, Fungi, Basidiomycota, Agaricomycetes, Agaricales, Schizophyllaceae.